AUGACUUUUAAGACCCAAAAUUUUCUUGAAGCAUCAAUGGACAGGAGCAAUAUCUCCUUUUAUGACUUGGUCAAAUUGAUUGAAGGUGUUGGCUUCUCGGGGAUUGAUUACCUCUACUACAGGAAGAAAUACCCUCGCGGCAAGGGCCAUCUAGUACACAUCGAUAACGACACUCAUGUGAGGAAAAUGAUAACUGAGCACAAUAAGGAGAAGAGGGUACAGUUGUACGUGUAUAAGGAGAUGGCCAACAUUGAUGUUGCUCCAUCGGAACCUCAGGGUGAGGAUGAUGGACCCAUUACAAGCUUUGAGGAGGAGGAUGCCUUCCCUGAACGAGCAACACAAACUAGGACGAGCAAGUCACAAACAAUGGUGCGUAAAUCAAAAAGAUUUAAUGUGGUUCAGAGCCGUGCUCGCACGCCAAUGGAGACUUCGCCAAUAGUGAUGGUAAAGCUUUUGACAAACGUGGAGUACAUUCCCUGCCAGCUGUUUGGAACAUGCCAGAUGGCGCACGCAUAG
This is a messenger RNA of Lolium rigidum, 516 nucleotides long. RefSeq lists its product as uncharacterized. The record is from RefSeq and is a predicted model, not a curated record. The transcript has 3 exons. Lineage: Eukaryota; Viridiplantae; Streptophyta; Magnoliopsida; Poales; Poaceae. The coding region runs from base 1 to 516 and encodes 171 amino acids.